Molecule: messenger RNA, 1220 nt
Organism: Punica granatum (pomegranate)
Lineage: Eukaryota; Viridiplantae; Streptophyta; Magnoliopsida; Myrtales; Lythraceae
Source: RefSeq, a predicted model, not a curated record
GGCGUAUUUUCUUUUUGUUAUGAAUUCAGAAUUGCAGCCAAAGUCUUAUAAUAUACACAUUUAAGGUGCCAUGAUGAUGAUAAUAUUUUUUUUAAUAGUGUCAGUGCUCCUCAGUUUGAGCUGUUUGAACCAACCGCUCCAUGGGAAAGAAAGUGAAGCCCGAACCCUCUCCGAGGAGGAAGCCCCCGUUUCGCCUGUGGCACCGGUAGGAACUGGUUCCAUCCAGACCCCAGUAGGAACUGGUUCCAUACAAACCCCGGUAGGAACUGGUUCCAUCCUGACCCCGGUAGGAGCUGGUUCAGUCCAGGCACCAGUGGGAGCUGGUUCGGUCCAGGCACCAGUGACCCCUGGGGCGACUGGGUCCACUGGAGCAGCUGUCACAGGCUCUGGUGCAGUGGUGGCCAGUGCAGACCCUCAUGUGUUGGCCUUCUUCAUGCACGAUAUACUUGGGGGCUCGAACCCCUCUGCACAGGCAGUCACAGGCAUUGUGACCAAUCCCGCUCUCAGUGCGCAGGUCCCCUUUGCCAAGCCCAAUGGGGCAAACCUCCCAAUCAAUAAUGGGGUGCCACAGACCAGCGGCAAUAAUGGACUCAUCAACAACAACAAUGUGCCUUUCCUCAGUGGGCUGGGCGGAACCACGGGAAACCUUAUCCAGAAUGGGAACAACAACAACAUUAUUGGUGGUUCGGCUGGGUUCCCACUCCUAAAUGGAGGUAUGCUUCCUGCGGGAAUGACCCUUCAGAAGCUGAUGUUCGGGACUCUGACAGUCUUUGAUGACGAGUUGACCGAAGGGCAUGAGCUUGGUUCGGGCCUUGUUGGAAAGGCCCAGGGCUUCUAUGUUGCAAGUUCCGAGGAUGGGAAUAGUCAGACCAUUGCUGUGACAGCAAUGUUCGAGAGUGGCGGGUACCUUGAUAGUAUCAGCUUAUUUGGGGUCCACCGCACGGUUGUUUCCGAGUCACAGCUGGCAAUCAUGGGCGGCACUGGGAAGUAUGUGAAUGCUAGGGGAUAUGCCACAAUCAAGACAUUCACAGGCGCAAACCAGCAGAACACCGAUGGAGUGGAAACUGUGGUUCAGUUUACUGUGUAUCUUGCUUGAGGCACCUAACCAUGUUGCUGGCAUUUGUGUUUUUUUUUAUUGAAACAUAUCGGUGUACCUUGAGACCUCGUGCUUGUAUGACUUUAAAUGCAAAAGGUUAUUGGAUGCAGUGUAUUAUCUUGAA